Lipotes vexillifer (Yangtze River dolphin) is the source of this 1377-nucleotide messenger RNA. RefSeq names its product cAMP responsive element modulator (gene CREM). The coding region runs from base 65 to 1147 and encodes 360 amino acids. Gene Ontology annotation, biological process: regulation of transcription by RNA polymerase II. Gene Ontology annotation, molecular function: RNA polymerase II cis-regulatory region sequence-specific DNA binding; protein binding; DNA-binding transcription factor activity, RNA polymerase II-specific. Lineage: Eukaryota; Metazoa; Chordata; Mammalia; Artiodactyla; Lipotidae. The transcript is spliced from 9 exons. Gene Ontology annotation, cellular component: ATF4-CREB1 transcription factor complex; nucleus. The record is from RefSeq and is a predicted model, not a curated record.
UUUACUGCAGGAUAAAUAAAGAAGAAAACGAAGGAGCAAAGCAUUGACUACAAAUGUGUUAAUAAUGAGCAAGUGUGGCAGGAAAAAAUAUAUUAAAACAAAUCUAAGACAAAUGACCAUGGAAACAAUUGACUCUCAGCAGGAUGGAAGUAUACCAGAUUCUGUGGCAGAGAGCGAAUCUGCUCACAUGCAGAUGCAGACUGGUCAAAAUUCAAUCCCCACUUUAGCUCAGGUUUCUGUAGCUGGGUCAGGCACCGGAAGAGGCUCCCCAGCUGUAACUCUAGUACAGUUACCUUCAGGCCAAACUGUACAUGUCCAGGGAGUAUUUCAGACACGACAGCCAUCGGUUAUUCAGUCACCACAAUUACAAACUGUUCAGGUAGCAACAAUUGCGGAGGCAGAUGAGUCUGCAGAAUCAGAAAGUGUAAUUGAUUUUCAUAAACGCAGAGAAAUCCUUUCACGAAGACCCUCUUACAGAAAAAUACUGAAUGAACUUUCCUCUGAUGUGCCUGGUGUUCCCAAGAUUGAAGAAGAAAAAUCCGAGGAAGCAGGAACGUCACCUAAUAUCUCUGCUAUGGCAGUGCCGACUAGCAUAUAUCAGACUAGCACGGGGCAAUACAUUGCUAUAGCCCAAGGUGAAGCAAUCCAGAUUUCUAACCCAGGAUCUGAUGGUGUUCAGGGACUGCAGGCAUUAACAAUGACAAAUUCAGGAGCUCCUCCGCCAGGUGCUACAAUUAUACAGUACGCAACACAGUCAGCAGAUGGCACACAGCAGUUCUUUGUCCCAGGCAGCCAGGUGGUGGUUCAAGAUGAGGAAACUGAACUUGCCCCAAGUCACAUGGCUGCCACCACUGGUGACAUGCCGACUUACCAGAUCCGAGCUCCAACUACUGCUUUGCCACAGGGAGUAGUGAUGGCUGCCUCGCCGGGAAGCCUGCACAGUCCCCAGCAACUAGCAGAGGAAGCAACACGCAAACGAGAGCUGAGGCUAAUGAAAAAUAGGGAAGCUGCUAAAGAAUGUCGACGUCGAAAGAAAGAAUAUGUCAAAUGUCUGGAGAGUCGAGUUGCAGUGCUGGAAGUUCAGAACAAGAAGCUCAUAGAGGAACUGGAAACCUUGAAAGACAUUUGCUCUCCUAAAACAGAUUAGUAGAAAUAUUUAACUAUGAACUGAUUGCAAUAUGUACAGUUGCUUUUGAAGGCAAUACAAUAUAAAGCCAGCAAGAAUUAUGGCUUUUUUUCCCCUUUAUCAUUCAUAGUAUUUUCUAAUCUCUAACAUUCCCACACUGCUUCACUGUAUGUAGUUAACUCUUAGCUGUAACUUCAAUUUUUUAAAAGAGGCAAACUGUAAAAGAAAAAAAUUCUUAAAAUGCAACAUUU